AUGACACCAAGGCAGUGUCAGAAUGGGACCAUAUGGAACGGAGAAGAGUGUGUCUGUGUCCAAGGCUUCUUUGGUUACCAGUGCAAGUCCCUUAGGGACUCCUUCCUCCUAGAAAUCCCGGAAAAAUUCAAUGCCACUUUAGGUGUGACAGUGAAAGUGACUAAUAGGAAUUUCACAAAAGCCCUGAAUAACAUAUCCUCCCCGGUAUACUGGAAUUUCACUCAACUAUUCGAGAGUCAGAUGGAUAAAGCUUACAUGAGCAAAGACUUUCCCCAGUACAGAGGCGUGAUCAUUAGGAGACUGUUGAAUGGCAGUGUUGUGGUGGAACAUGAUGUCGUUAUGGAGGCAAACUACACUUCAGAUUACCAGAAACUGUUUGAAAACCUCACUAAAAUCAUAAAGGUCAAGAUUAUGAAUGAGACCAAAAGGCUAUCUGGUGAUUCUGAAGUGUGCAGAGCCUCCUCACCUCUGUGUUACGAUGAGGAAGCCACUAUUGUGAGCAAGACCGUGAAGCUGGGCUUUGACCUGCAGGAGCAAUGCACUCAGAAGGCCGCGAAGGACUAUGCCCAGUUCUACUAUGUGGAUGAACUGGAUGGGAAGCUGGCCUGUGUGACCAAGUGCACCUCGGGGACAAAGUUGCAACUGAACUGUCAUGAGGGUGAAUGUCAGCUGCAACGAAGAGGUCCCCGCUGCCUAUGCCCGACCUCGGACACGCACUGGUACUGGGGAGAGACUUGUGCCUUGAGCACCAGCAAGAGCCUGGUGUACGGGAGUGUGGGAGCUGUGGGAGCAGUGCUGGUGGUCACGGUGGUGGUCCUCACCGUCUCCCUCUGCCGAUCCCAGAGAAAACUGCACAGAAGGGAAGAAUACAAUUUGUCUCCAGAGUGGCACGGAGAAGAUGUUCCCGGCAGCUUCCAGAACAUAGGCAUCUGGGAAGGUGAGAAUCUGAAGGAGGACCCAUUCAGCCUUAAAAACAUCUACAGCCAGUUUCGGCCCUCCCUAGAGAAUGUUGACCCUACCACAGAGCUCCACAUCCAGAGGCCCACGGUGGUGACAACUGCUCAGUAA
This is a messenger RNA of Odobenus rosmarus divergens (Pacific walrus), 1068 nucleotides long. RefSeq names its product mucin 12, cell surface associated. The coding region runs from base 1 to 1068 and encodes 355 amino acids. Lineage: Eukaryota; Metazoa; Chordata; Mammalia; Carnivora; Odobenidae. The record is from RefSeq and is a predicted model, not a curated record. The transcript has 12 exons.